AUCUAUAAUUAUAGCACGACGAACUGUAUUUGGUCUUUAUAGUGUUAUAGCAAUUUAAGUAAAAAGUUGGCACAAGUAUCAAAACUGUUAAUUUUAUCUAUGUUUUCAACCAUCAAAUUGCAAUGGGUUCCUAACCCGUAGCUGACGUAUUUUAUAUUUAUAAGAACCAGAUAUUGUACAGAUUUGUAGUUUAAGUGAAUUAUCUGUGUUUGUGAUUGAAAUUUAGAAUAUAUAAUUGUUAAUGAUUAAGAAAUAAUGUCCUUCGAGUACUUGCCCGUGGCCGAAGAUGAAAAUGAAGAACCCAUAGAACUUCCAAUUGAAGAAGAUGGGACUUUGAUGUUAACAACUGUAUCCGCGCAGUUUCCUGGCUGUUGUGGACUCAAGUAUCGUCAUCCUGAAACGAAAACGUUUAGAGGUAUAAGAUUACGAGAUGGUAGGCUUUACCCACCACCAGAAGGUUGGGGAAAUCAACUGUACAUAUGCAGUUUUCCGAAAGAAAAUAAACGAAAAUCUGGUGACAAUUCUGAAACAUCUUCGGUGAAAAGUAAACGGAAUGAUAAUUUGUGCUCAGAUUUAAUAGUGUUGGGGUUACCAUGGAAAGCAACAGAGCAAACCGUGCGGGAGUAUUUCGAAAAGUUUGGCGAAGUGUUAAUGGCUCAAUUAAAACGUGAUCCUAAAACCGGUAUGUCAAAAGGCUUCGCUUUUAUUAGAUUUUCAUCUUACACAUCUCAGAUGAGAGUCUUAGCUCAAAGACAUAUGAUUGAUGGACGUUGGUGUGAUGUACGGAUACCUAACUCAAAGGAAGGUUCUGUCACAUCUAUGCCUUGUAAAGUUUUUGUUGGCCGCUGUACAGAAGAUUUAACAGCCAAUGAUUUAAGAGAAUAUUUUUCACAAUUUGGUGAAGUAACGGAUGUUUUUAUUCCAAAGCCUUUUAGGGCAUUCAGCUUUAUAACAUUUUUGGAUCCUGAAGUUGCACAAAGCUUAUGUGGUCAAGACCACAUUAUAAAAGGAGUAUCUGUAAAUGUGUCUAAUGCAUCACCUAAACAAAAUAAAAGUGGUUCUAAUCAACGAAACUUACCAAGUAGAAACUAUGAAGAAGGACAUCCACACAGUGCCUCAAACAAUAAUUCAUGGAGUAGCCGUAAUAUGGAUAUGGUGAAUAUGCAAGCCUUAGGAUUGUCUGGCCAACACGGUCAAACCGCCGUGGCCGGUGGUGGAGGGCAAGGCCAAGGUGGAAGUAUGCCACUCGGCAUGGGUGGUUUGCCAGUAAAUCAAGCUCUAGUAGCUGCUGCACUAAAUCAGGCAGCAGGCUGGGGUUUAAUUAAUAAUAUACCAUCGGGGGGAUCAGAUCAAGGUGCCUUUGCUGGACCGGCUUCUUCUGCUCCACCAGCACCACCUAACUUCCUGUCAUGGAUGCAACAGGGCAAUUCUGGACAAGGACCUUCUAGUCAGUGGGGACAGAGACACCAAUCCCAAGGCCACUCCGUUUGAUAUAGUGUCUGAUUUGAUAAGCUCACAAUAAUCUCUGUGAUUGUAGCAAGUUUUAGAGAAUUUAUUUGUCAUUAUCUACAAUACAAAUGGGUUGUUCUGUUGGUGGAAAGUGGUUUGCUGCUGAUGUUAUUAAUUUAUUUUGGAGUUGCUUGUGUUUUGUUGUUUUUUUUUUGGAUCUAUUGUUACAAUUGCAUGGUUAAAGUAUCAGGUACAUAUGAAAUAGUAGUGUGUAGCAAAUAUUGGGUUUGAAUUAUGAAUUACCUUAUGUUAUUGUGCUUUGUUAAACAUAAAUAUCAUAUUUUUAGUAAUAUCUAACAAACUAACAAUUGAAUUGAUAUUCUGCAUUCAUUAAACGCUUUUCAAGAACUUCACUACAAUCGAAGACCAUUGCUUUUGCUUACAUCUAUUUAAUAUUUUGAUUUCAAAGUUAGAGUAAUAUCAAGAGUAAAUUAUAAAUCACUUUAUUCAUUUCUGAUCAUCGUUUAACUACCAAUUAUUUCUUUAUUAAUGUGGUAAUAUCUUAAUAUCACUUCACCUUUAAUUAUUGGUUUAUCAUAGAUAUAAUGAGUAUAUUCUGUUUUUUGGUCCCCCUUAGCUUUUUGUUAUAUGCAAUUGUUAUAAAUAAAAUACUAACAUGGAUACAAGUCACAGCCUGAUAAUAAUUGACAAAAUAUUCAAAUAAUGUGUGGUAAUAAUAUUGUCUGCUGUAUUGGAGUUGAUAUGUAUUUUUGAUAUAUAAACACUUUAAACAUUAUUCCCCCCCUUCCCCCCAAAACUGAGUUGUACCUAUAAUAGAAUAAGUGUACUGUGCUUUGUACGUUAAUAGGUAUAUGUUUUUACAACAGACUGUUAAAAGUUCAUACUUGUAUAGAAAAGAUAGAGGUCUAUUGAUUGUUAUCAUUGUUUAUCAAAUGAUGUUGUUUAUUAUAAAUUUAUUGUGUGUUUCCUCAGUAAAUGUGCAAAAUGAGGGUAUAUGUCUAUUUUUAACUAAAUAAAUGGCUAGAUAUUUUUGUGACUAAGCAAUGUGGAAUUGUUCAUUGAAUGGGAUCCUAGCUGUAGAUUUAGUGAAUCCACUGGCAUUGUGUAAAAAGUAUGCACUAAUGUAGGGCAAAUCUAAAUGAUGUUGGUACAAAUUUUAAGACUGUAAAUAAUUUCCAGUACAUAAUGUUGUAAACAAUAUAGAUUAAAAUUUCAUUAUAUAAUUAAACAAAUUUGGUGCAAAAAGUUUAUGAAACUAAUGUCAUAUAGCUAAACAUAGAUGGUUAAAAUAUUUACAAUAUACUUAAAGAUUUUUAAAUAUUUCUUGCUUUAAAAUGAGUGAAGGUUUUUUCAUUCACCUACAGACAUACAGGAAAAGUCUAUAUCUGAAAUAUGUCGAUAGUUUUAUCAAAUAAUAUGUGGAGCAGUAUAUAAAAUCGAAUUUCUUUGUGUAAUAUUAGUUUAAUAAUGCAUGAAUACCUCUAGUUAUAUCUGAUAACUGGUGUGAUUUGAGAUCGCAACCGACAUGUUUAUAUGCAUUAUUAUUCUGACAUAUUAAAUUAUAUAAACUAGAAAAUCAGCCUUAUUACUAUAUGAAACGAAUAUUUUUUCACUACACAUAUAAAAAUCAAUCAUGUAGAGUGUUUUGUAAUAAUUAAUUGGAAUAUUUAAAAGAAACUUUUAUAUGUGACUACUUGAAUUGGUUUAUAUUUGUUUAUGUUCGCUUUGAGUUGGUCAGUGGAUAUGUAUUUAUUUUAAUGGGAGAUAUGGGAUGUCUAUGCAGUACCAAUAACAUUUUAUAUGUAACAACAGUUAUGUGACAAAGUUAUUUUAAAAGGGAGACAAUUCUGUUGACAUGAAAUAUUAUCACUAGAACAACAUUGUUUAGAUAACUAACAGCUAUUUAUGUAUCCACCAAAUAUCAUUUGUAAUUGUUUUGUUAAAAUAUUUUAAAAACAUUGAUAUGUUUUUUUUUCUAUUUCGUUUUGGUUUUGUUAAUUUGUUUAUUAACUUAUUUAAUGUGGACCAAAUUUUUUUGGUUCUUAAUUGUACCCGUAUAAAUAUAUGUAUCGUCCAAAUAAUCACUUGCAUACAAUGACAUUUUUUAACUAUUUUUAUGUCAAUUUCAUUUAAUAAUAGCUUGGAUGUUACAACUGACAUGACAGCUUCUUCUGUCGUUCGAAACUUUAAUAAUAAUAAAAAAAAUAUAUAAAAAAACGUGUUAGUGCAAUAUUCGAUCUUGUAAGUCCUAUUAGCCAAUACUUGCUUAUUGCAGUGCAACAAACUAAAAUUAUUUCGAUUGUAACACAACAAUCAUCAUGUGUGUCCUUAGUCAUGGUUUGUAUAAUUAUAAAAAUGUACAAUCCCACUGACUUCAAUAGGAUCAAACAAACAAGGUGCUAAUUGCCGAUAACAAACACGUUUUAUUUAAUUUUUAUGACAUCAUCGCGUAGGGUAUUUGGCUGUAUGAUUGAAACAUCAAUCUAUGAUAACAUUCGUUGUGAGAACGUUAUUAUAAUUAUUUUAAUAAACAAACACGCUAUUCAUUGUAAGCCAUUUACAUGUAAUCAUUUCGUUACACUUUAAAAUAAUCGAUAAGAAAGAAAGUCGAAUACCCAUUUGAGGACUUUUCAAGAUUUUUUAAUAUUUAGAUACUCCAAAUGCUGACAUUUAGUUAUUCCUUAGAACAUUUCUGAAUUGUAAUAGUUACCUUAUGCAUCUACAUAUUAUUUACCUUAUUAUUAUAUGGAGAAAAUAUAUUUUAAUAAUAAAAAAAAAACAGUUAUUCUUCAUUUGAAAAUUUGUGUCUUUAUUAAUGAUAUUUAUGUACGCUAUCAUUUACAUGUAUAUAUUUCUAUUAUUGCUUUGUCUCCAAUUACAUUUUUUUUUUCAAUGUUAGUUGAAUGUCUUCCACCCUUAUAAAUUAUUUUCAUAUGCCUAUGUAAUGGAUAAUGUAUUUAUAUUUUUUCCUACAUACUGUAGAUGUUAAUGUAGGUAUUACUUUUUCCCUUUUAGCUUUUACUUAAUGUGACUUUGUCUAAACACCGGUUUUAUUGAUUCUAUUGAAUUUGUUUUGUGUCUGCGUUGAUUUAAUAAAGUACUUAAAACAUACAAA
Messenger RNA from Danaus plexippus (monarch butterfly), 4585 nucleotides. RefSeq names its product TAR DNA-binding protein 43-like. The record is from RefSeq and is a predicted model, not a curated record. Gene Ontology annotation, biological process: regulation of gene expression. Gene Ontology annotation, cellular component: nucleoplasm. Lineage: Eukaryota; Metazoa; Arthropoda; Insecta; Lepidoptera; Nymphalidae. The transcript has a single exon. The coding region runs from base 256 to 1491 and encodes 411 amino acids. Gene Ontology annotation, molecular function: RNA binding.